AUGUCUGUUGUGACUGCAGUAUUGGUUUGCAUUGCAUUCACUCUUCAUUUCUAUUUUAGCAUGCAGAGUCCACAUCGUAUUCCAGAGUGUAUAGCAAGAUUGGGUGAUUCAGCAAUCGCAGAUCAUAAACUGUAUCUAGCCACUACUACUCAUGCUCGUUACUAUCCAGUUCGUCACUUUUUCAAAUACUCUCUUUUUUAUGCUGGCUUUGACUUGGAUGCUUUGGCUGCAGAAAAAUCCGGUUUUCCAAAGUGGUUGUUUGGUCAUAACCGUCGUGCCAUUGUUUCGCUUUGGGACUGCGAUUAUCUAUCGACUUUACCACUACACAGGCCUGAUUGGAAAGACAAGAAUAUGUCAUCACUAGAUCAAUUUACUACUGGAUCAUUGAAAACUCCUAGUAUUCGGCAGUCUCUUUUAGAGCAUUUGAAAAUAUUGGGAUAUCAUUCAGAGGAUGUUGGGCGGAUUGAGCUAGUUACUACUCCUCGCAUUCUGGGAUACGCUUUCAACCCUUUAAGCAUGUACUACGUCUACAAAUCAGAUGAUCAGAAAUCUCUACUUUUGGUUUUGUUAGAGGUCAAUAAUACAUUCAAGGAGCGACAUUUAUAUUUGUGUAAUGAGCGUACAAGUAUGAUAAAAACACUUUUGGGAUACACUUCAAGCUACUCAGUAUCACGAUCGUUUCAUGUAUCUCCUUUCAACAAUCGUUCUGGCAUAUACGAGGUUCAUAUCCUAGAUCCUACCAAGGGUAAACUGGAUGUUUUACUUAACAUCAAACAAUACAAAGAUACUUGUGGAUCUUCAUCAGAUAAUUACAACAGUCGUGUAUCAUCAAACACCACGACUGAUUAUGAUAUACAAAAGCAAUCCAGAAAUUCAACACAGAUUCAUCUGAUGGCUCGAGUAUAUGGUGUUGCAUAUCCAUUUACAACCGUUAUAUUGCUAUACGUGUUGUUGAUAUUUCCAUUCAAUGCAUUUUUAACUGUUCCACGAAUUAUGUACGAAGCGAUCCGACUUGCAUACAAUCACAAACUUGUUGUUUAUCAACGACCUGCUCCAGUAGUUGGCAUCCAAGAAAACGCUGCAAAAACAAUUGUACACAAGAGUCCAGAUACAUUUCAGCGAGCAUGUCUACAGAUUGUAUUGGAUCAUCUAAACAACCAAGUUGCUAUAUCCAAAAUACACAUCAACGUAUCUUUUCCUAAUGGAUCAUCUCAAUUGAUUGCUCCAAUUGGACAAAUUGGAACAGAUUCUAGUCCUCUCAUCCAACUCUAUAUUGAUUCCUAUAAUGCAUUUAUUAAGCUUGCAUUGCAUGCAUCUAAUCCAGUUCUUGGACUGUUAUUAGCGUUCACCAGUGGUGAUAUGUAUUGCUCAAAACACGAUCUUUCCUUGCUGUUUUCGUGUUUGGCUGCCGUGUCUGAAAGUCCGUCUGAUUCCAGUUUGUUUGAAGAUGAAUCAGCACUGGUUGACUACAUGCUCAACAGUGUUUCAUAUUUAGACGAUAUCUCCAGGAAAUCACCAGAUCAGCAUUUUUUAACCUCCCCAUUGGUUCAAAUUCCAGUCAAACCAAACUAUAGCUUCCAGUUUGAGUCGGGAAAGUAUCUCCAUAGUCUUGAAACCGCAUGGUUCAAAAUGUCCACUACAUUUGUAAAGCAUGGUGAGCCUUGGUUACUCCCAGUCAGAAGCAAAUCGCAUAUUUCUUCGUUCCAAAUCGGGGUAAAGUCUGAAUACGGUGGUAUGAAACGAUUUUUACCAGAUACGAUUGAUCCAUUUACACGAGAGCAGAUUCGAGCUCAUUAUUUCCUUGGUGCGUGUGUUGACAAAAAGGCAUAG
Batrachochytrium dendrobatidis JAM81 is the source of this 1830-nucleotide messenger RNA. RefSeq lists its product as uncharacterized. NCBI's taxonomy places the organism in Eukaryota, Fungi, Chytridiomycota, Chytridiomycetes, Rhizophydiales. Bases 1 to 1830 code for a protein of 609 amino acids. The transcript has 2 exons. The record is from RefSeq and is a predicted model, not a curated record.